AAUCCACACCCUAUCUUCUCUCUUCCGGCGGCUCGGCUUCUCCCAGUCAAGCCUCAACUUUCCCCAACAAUUAAUAAAGCUCCAUAAUUCAAGCUCGUGGUCAAGCUUCCACUAUUCUUUCACUAAUCAUUUUGUCCUCUGCGCAAAUUCCCUGUUUCCAGUGGUAAUUCUUCUUCUUCUUCCCGAAAUGGAAGCUCAUUAUUUUCAAAUUUGUUUGAAUCUGCAGGAAGAAUUGGAGUGUCCCGAGGGGGAAAUGAACAGCGAUCGUUACUUCUUCUGAGCGAUUUGCUGUUACUAUUAUGCAUUUUUUGUUUUGCCUCUGAGUUUCCGAUCUUCGGGUUCCUCAUUCAAAGUAAUGAGAGAAAGGAGACUGCGUUGAGGUUUAGUGGUCUACAGGGGGCUGGAACUGCCGAAUCCUCUUUCUGGGAAGCUAUGGUGAGGAAACAUGGAUGGCAGCUUCCGGCACACACCUUUCAGGUUGUUGCUAUAACUGUUUUCUGCUUAUUAGUGGUUGCAUUUUACGCUUUCUUCUCUCCUUUCCUUGGAGGACACAUUUGGGAGUAUGUGCUAAUUGGAGCUUAUUCGCCCGCGGCACUUCUGGUAUUUGUUCUCUAUGUACGGUGCACUGCAAUUAACCCUGCAGAUCCUGGCAUAAUGUCAAAGUUUGAUUCUGAGAUAGCAAGUACUAGCAGUACAAGUUCGAAGCAUGGAUUUUCUGCAAAAGAUAUGCCGCGGAAGUUUGAUGGACGUAAAAGAGGUCAAAAUGCCUCUCCUGUGUCAGUCGUAAAAAGUUCCUUUGCUGCAUCUAGCUCUGUUAAUAAAGGUCAAGUGGAAGCUGGCAGAACAGAUGACCCAGUGAUUUCUUCUAGGAGGGCAUCUUGUUGUAAGAGUGGGGGGAUCUUAUGUGCCUUGUUUGUACAUGAGGAUUGUCGAAAACAGUAUGGUGACCUGGAAGGUGCUAAUCCUGAAGAUGCUUUGUUCUGCACAUUAUGCAAUGCUGAGGUUUGCCAGUUAAGUAAACAUUGUAGAAGCUGUGACAAAUGUGUUGAUGGAUUUGAUCACCAUUGUCGAUGGCUAAAUAACUGUGUCGGGCGAAAAAAUUAUGUUUCCUUUAUAUCUCUCAUGGCCAUCAGUCUAGUAUGGCUUGCUAUUGAAGCUGGGACCGGGGUUGCUGUUCUAGUUCGGUGUUUUGUGACUAAGAAGAGGAUGGAAGCUGAAAUAGUUGAUAGGCUAGGCAAUGGUUUCUCACAGGUCCCGUUCGCAAUUGUUGUGGGUGUUUGUACAGCAGUUUCAUUAUUGGCUUGUUUGCCCUUGGGUGAACUUUUAUUUUUCCACAUAAUACUGAUUAAAAAGGGAAUCACUACUUAUGAAUUUGUAGUUGCGAUGAGGGCAGCCAUGAGUGAGGCUGCAGUUGGAGCAUCUGUAUACGAGGAGCAGGGUAACGUUCUAUUCUCCCCAACAGGGUCUGCAAUGACCGGUUUCAGCGGUGGAAGCUCUUUAGGCCUGCAGUAUAAAGGAGCAUGGUGCACCCCUCCUCGGGUUUUCAUUGAUUAUCAAGAAGAAGUUGCACCACAAUUAGAACCUGGAAUAAUUCCAUCAACAGUUGAUCCAGAUGCAGCUGGCUUUGAGGACAUUAUAGGAAACAAGGCAUCCAAGCGGCCCGUUAAGAUCAGCGCAUGGAAACUUGCAAAGCUGGACUCCAAUGAAGCUAUCAAAGCAGCAGCUAAAGCCCGGGCAUCCUCAUCCGUCCUACGCCCGAUUGAUAACCACCGCCAUUCGGGCGUCUGCGGUUCGGAACUAAGCUACUCCAGUGAGAACAUGAGUGUGGGAAGCAGUUUGAGUGGCGGAAACAGAGAGACGAGAUAUGAAAUGAGAUUUUCCCCUGUGCGGCCCAGUCAAGGAAGCGAGGCCCAAAGCAUGAGUAGCUUCAGCAGCCCGAGCACCCACGUUCACAGUGCGGUCACCCUAAGCCCAAUCCCACAAGCUAACAACAAUUUGAGUCCACCCAAUGUCCUCGUCCCAGAGAUGGCCCGCAUUUCUAAGCCGGCCCCCACAUUACUGAGUUCAGGUAACAACCGCCCUUUAUCUGUGCUCCGAGAUGUUAAACGCAUGUCUGUUGUGUGGGAUCAGGAAGCUGGAAGGUACGUGUCCGUCCCUGUGACCACCGCAGAUGGCAUUAGUAAAAGACCGCCCAUACUACCAAACGCGAAAGCAGGUGGUUCGGGUAGCAGCAGCAACGAGAGUUGCCAGCCCGUCACCCUCCCCCAGGCCCAGCUGCAGUCUGAGACGACAACAAUUUACACGGGGGGUGGGGAGUCGAUAUUUUUUGGGGGUCCACAGCUGGCUUUGGCCCGGGAGUGUAGGUUGAAACGAGGUGGUGGGUCCCACCAGCUCCCCGUGUUUGUUCCUGGGGAGUCAGCAGCGGCCGCGACACAGAAGUAGUGCUUUACAAAUGGGAAUGAAGGAGUUAGUUGUCUUGUAAGAUGGAAGAAACCUUUUGAGAGGAGGAAAAAUGUGUACUGCCCUCCAGGAACCUGCAGAGCCUAUAUACAUAUAUUAUCUGCCAGGCUGAGGUUCCAGUGGUUUCUUUUCUUCUUCAAUCAACAUUGCUAUUUGACUGCAGCAACUGAAUUGUUUCAUUCAUAUAAAUGAAACAAUGUUGUAGAAGAAAAUGUUUUGACUGAAGUUGUUGAAAUACUCGUUGAAAUUGGCUCUUUUCUUUUCUUUUUUUAAAGAAAAUAUUCACACCAAU
Messenger RNA from Cuscuta campestris, 2752 nucleotides. The record is from the annotation of a GenBank genome assembly. Lineage: Eukaryota; Viridiplantae; Streptophyta; Magnoliopsida; Solanales; Convolvulaceae.